Penicillium longicatenatum is the source of this 1755-nucleotide messenger RNA. RefSeq names its product fungal specific transcription factor domain-containing protein. The transcript is spliced from 4 exons. The record is from RefSeq and is a predicted model, not a curated record. The coding region runs from base 1 to 1755 and encodes 584 amino acids. Gene Ontology annotation, molecular function: DNA-binding transcription factor activity, RNA polymerase II-specific; sequence-specific DNA binding; zinc ion binding. Lineage: Eukaryota; Fungi; Ascomycota; Eurotiomycetes; Eurotiales; Aspergillaceae. Gene Ontology annotation, biological process: positive regulation of transcription by RNA polymerase II; DNA-templated transcription.
AUGAUUUCUUCGCCAGCCGGAUCAACUGCGACCAAGACUGACUCACAAAGUUAUGUACGGCAGCUAGAAAGAAGGGUCAAGGACCUCGAGCAGAGACUCGCAUCGGCUCUGACACCACAAACUUCCCAGAACGAGCCAUCGACAUAUGCCUGGAACGAAGAUACGGAGGCUCACUUGAGUGACUUGGGUACCGCCUUCCUACAUUCAGACAGUGUCAAUCACACCCCUCCAUUACCAUCCGAUGCGAACCAGGUCCCUAGCUUUGACCCUUCGGCCGUCUCACCCACGAAUGCGCGUGUUUCUGCUCCUCGAACAGACAGUUUUGCUGAAGAGCUCAGGCUCCUCUCGCUAGAAGCUGCAGCCGAGCGAUAUUUGGGGUCUUCUUCCGGGCUUUCAUUGGCCAAGCUCACCCAGACAGUCCUCCAACGUCUAUCGCCGGACCAAGAUGGAUUUAUGUUUGACGGGGAAUGCGACGAGAAUCAGCACAAUCAUGAGUCCGAGCCCGACACAUCUUCGAAUCUGAACAUGAAAUAUUUCGAGAUGCUUCCUUCACUGACCAGUCCACUGCCAUUGGAUUUCUUAUUGGGUAAUACGGCCGAGGACUUUGAAGACUCCAUGGCUCUUGCACUUCUCGAACCUUCUCACAUCAGCUAUAUUUUGGAAUUUUAUUUUGCUCACUCUCACACUCUUUACCCGAUGAUUAGGAAAAGCGAUUUCGAGGCUGUACUAUGGGGAAUAUUGGCCGAUCCUUUGGACCCACUUGCUCAGUCUCCCUUGUGGCAAUAUAGGAUUUGGAUGGUUUUAGCUAUUGGGUCUACAACGUACUGCUCGGUCUCUUUGAUGGAUGAGACCGAAUCGGUUCAAUUCUUCAACAAGGCGAUGACUUACUUUGAGUCGGCUAUGGGGUGUGGGGAUCUGGUGAGAGUUCAUGCCUGUAAAUCGGUCAAAGGUUUUGGUACUAACGCAUCACAACCAGGCCGGUCUGGAAGUGUUAAUGCUGCAGAUUGGACCAAUGUCGUGUCUUUGGCCCUUGGCCGCCCAUUCGCUAUCCAAGAUGAUGACAUUACUGUUGAGCCUUUCUCCGAGGUCGACGACGAAAGUAUAAAACCAGACGGAAUAAACUCAACAACCAACCUGGAACCAUCCACAAUGGCAGUUCCACUUCACAUUCUCGCACUCAGGAGAAUCGCUAGUGACAUCGGCACCCAGGUGCACUCUCCAAAGUUUAGCCGACAACAAAGCCCAGAAGCCCGGGAAGAAACUCUACAAUCUCUCCACAAACGCUUACUUGACUGGCGUCGCAGCAUGCCAUUUCCUUUACCAGAUCUUCAAUCAAAGGUACCUCAUCUGUGUACAAGUUGGUUCGACCUAAACUAUUACACCCACGUCAUCAUGCUUUACCGUCCCUCGCCUUUGAGUCCAAGUUUGGACUCCGCGAAAAUGAAGAUCUUAGCCGAAGCGUCGUCAAUGGCAAUACGACAAGCUACAAAUAUGUACAGACAACGACGCUUUGCCUAUAAUUGGUUGAAUCUUGUGGCUAUCUUCAAUUCAGCUCUGUCUCUUAUGUACACUUCUACUGCCCAAGCGGAUCAUAUUUCCCUGGUUCUGGAUCAUGCUAGGGUCAUUGAUGAUCUAGAGCUGGCUGUUGAGCUGCUGGAAGCUUUUUCGACUAAAUUUUCUUCAGCGAGGAAAAUUCAAGGCAUGAUUCGAGUGGUAUCGGCGAAGCUUGAAGUUUACAGAGUACCUUCUGUAUGA